Stegastes partitus (bicolor damselfish) is the source of this 2122-nucleotide messenger RNA. It is a transcript of the gene hck, whose product is annotated as HCK proto-oncogene, Src family tyrosine kinase. Bases 168 to 1679 code for a protein of 503 amino acids. The transcript has 13 exons. Gene Ontology annotation, molecular function: protein binding; protein tyrosine kinase activity; ATP binding. NCBI's taxonomy places the organism in Eukaryota, Metazoa, Chordata, Actinopteri, Pomacentridae. Gene Ontology annotation, biological process: protein phosphorylation. The record is from RefSeq and is a predicted model, not a curated record.
CGCCCCGCCGUCCUGUGCGCAUCUCCAGCUCCAACACAGCGGCACCAGCGAGGGAUGGAAGCUCCAGAAAAGCAAUGAGGACUAUUUUUGGCGCGUUUAUCUGAAUCUAGAAGCUCAUAAUCAACCGCACAGAGAGUCGAAGUGGGAGAUUAAAACGCGAAGGCAUCAUGGGCUGUGUGGGCUCAAAGAAGGAGCAGGAGGCUCUGGGCAAAGGGACCGGUACCGACGAGCUGCAGACCCGAGCACAGACGGCCCACUACGUCAAAGAUCCCACGGCGGGAAACUCCGGGAGCAAAGCUGCCAAAAUGCUUUCCAAUGCAAACUCUUCAGACGGCGAGAGCAUUGCCAUGGCGCUGUACGACUACGAGGCCAUCCACGAAGGAGACCUCGGCUUCAAAAAGGGCGACAAGCUCAAAAUCCUAGAGGAGUCGGGCGAGUGGUGGAAGGCCAUGUUGAUCAGCACAGGCAAGGAGGGCUACAUCCCCAGUAACUACGUAGCCAAAGACACCCUGGAAGCAGAGGAAUGGUUCUUUAAGGGCGUCAGCAGGAAAGAUGCUGAGCGGCAGCUGCUGGCCCCCGGGAACAAAGUCGGGUCCUUCAUGAUCCGAGACAGUGAGACCACCAAGGGCAGCUACUCUCUGUCGGUCCGAGACAGCGACAUGCAGUCCAGUGACACGGUUAAGCAUUAUAAGAUUCGUACGCUGGACAACGGAGGAUUCUACAUCUCGCCCCGCAUCACCUUCGGCACCCUGCAGGAGCUGGUCGGCCAUUACAAGAAGCAGGGAGAUGGUCUCUGUCAAACCUUGGUUAACCCAUGCCUGAGCCCCAAACCUGAGAAGCCGUGGGAGAAGGACGCCUGGGAAAUCCCGAGAUCUUCGCUCAAGCUGGAGAAGAGGCUCGGCGCAGGCCAGUUCGGAGAAGUCUGGAUGGCCACGUACAAUAAGCACACCAAGGUGGCGGUGAAGACCAUGAAGCCCGGCAGCAUGUCGGUGGAGGCCUUCAUGAUGGAGGCCAACCUGAUGAAGACCCUGCAGCACGACAAGCUGGUUCGACUCAACGCCGUGGUCAGCAAGGAGGAGCCGAUCUACAUCAUCACCGAGUACAUGGAGAAAGGUAGCUUAUUAGACUUUAUAAAGAGUGAUGAGGGGAAUCGCGUCCAGCUUCCAAAACUCAUCGACUUCUCCGCUCAGAUCGCAGAGGGGAUGGCCUACAUCGAGCAGAGGAACUACAUCCACAGAGACCUGAGAGCCGCCAACAUCCUCGUCAAUAAGGCUCUCGUGUGCAAAAUCGCCGACUUCGGCCUCGCUAGAAUCAUCGAAGACAACGAGUACACGGCCAGAGAAGGAGCCAAAUUCCCCAUCAAAUGGACGGCUCCUGAGGCCAUCAACUACGGCUCUUUCACAAUCAAAUCCGACGUCUGGUCCUUCGGCAUCUUGCUGACUGAGAUUAUCAGCUACGGACGAACGCCGUACCCUGGGAUGACCAACCCAGAAGUGAUCCGCUCCCUGGAGAAGGGCUACCGGAUGCAGCGCCUGGACAGCUGUCCCACCGAACUCUAUGAAAUCAUGCUGGAGUGCUGGAAGAACAAGCCCGAGGAGCGACCCACUUUCGAUUACCUGCAGAGCGUCCUGGAGGACUUCUACACAGCCACAGAGAGCCAGUACCAGCACCAGCCGUGAGGCUUCUGCUGCAGCCAUGUUCGCUCAGACGGACCGCAGCAGGACGGCCAGUUUCUAAGUGCAGCAGUUGCAGUUCACAGCACACACACACACACACACACACACACACACACACACACACACACACACACACACACACACACACACACACGUGUCUUUACCUUCGUCUCUUAUUUGCAUUCACUUCCUGCAUAGGGACUGUACAGAAAUUACUGGUGGGAGGAACUUCUGCUUUGGAAGAACUUAGGCCUUAUAUAAAAACUUUGAUAUUGUUUUUGGGAGUGCCGCUGUGUUGGUGUCCCAUGUUCAGGGGCUCUAGUCCCUGAUGCAGAGGUCAUGAGUUCAAAUCCUGCUCAUGGCCCUUUUCUGUAGAUCCUUUCCCCGUUCUUCUCCCCCACUUUCCUGUCUCUGCCUCAAACUGCACUAUGAAAUACAGGCAAAAA